Molecule: messenger RNA, 2167 nt
Organism: Lactuca saligna
Lineage: Eukaryota; Viridiplantae; Streptophyta; Magnoliopsida; Asterales; Asteraceae
Source: the annotation of a GenBank genome assembly
AACGGACGAACACUACAUUUUCUUAAAAAACACUAUUUUCCAUUUUCCCUACCAAAACAAGUUUCUCACGCUCACAUUCCUGUAUCGUAUAUCUCGUCACCAUCAUUCGAUACAAAAUUUUCUGCGUAUAAUUGGAUGUCAAUUUUAAAUCCCCUAAAAAUCAGCAAAAACUGACAGGGAAUUGACGUUUUCCUGAAAUUAUAGGCUACGAUAAAGGAUUUGAUUUUGAGAUUCACAGCGUAACAUCUCAAUAUUUUAGGAAACAGAAUGGAUUCUAUAAUCAAAACUGUGUAUAAAUAUGUUUGCUAUCAUCUAUCAUUCUCGCAAUUUCCCAUCUGUAGAAGCUGUCAUUGUUAUUCUUCUUCAACGCAGUCUGCAUACAGCUUCUGUAGGUUGUGCGUCUUACAGAUUCAUGGCUCCAAAAAACAUCACACUACUUGGACAACUUGAUUUGUCGCAUGAGAAGUUCACUUUGAAAGUUCGAGUCAUUCGAUUGACUAAACAACUAACUUAUGAUAAGAAGAAGACUUUUCGUAUUGAUAUAAUAUUAGUUGAUGAAGAGGGUACUAAAAUUGAAGCUCAAGUUCCAAGUAGGUGGGUUUUCAGAUUUGAAAAGAUGCUUGCUGAAAAUGAAUCUUAUUAUAUCGAGAAUCCUCAAGUUGGUGAAAACACUGCGGAUAACAAAUUUGUGAAUAAUUCAAACAAAUUACAUUUCUGUCCAAUCACAAUGGUUACCAAAUCCAAUGAUUUUGUGGGUCCUCUGUACGGUUUUUCUUUUGAGAACUACCAAACAAUCAUUGGAAAUAAUAUUCUAGAAAAAACACCAGUCGAUGUAAUUGGUCACGUGCUUUUAUAUUUUCCAAAGGAGACUUUUAUGUCAAAGCAUGGCAAGGAAACACGUAGACAGAAUGUGCAAAUCCAAGAUUUAGAGGGCCGAAAAGUGAGUGUUACUUUAUGGGAUGAGUAUGCUCAACAAUUUGUUGAUUAUGUGUCAAAUAAUCCGGAAGAAAGGACUGUUAUAAUAAUUAUUCAGUUUGGAAAAGUGUCUGAUUAUCGAGGUUGUUUGUCUGUUUCAAAUUGGUACUUUGUUACCAAGCUUUACAUCAAUGCUAACAUAGAAGAAAUCCUACUAUUCAAGAACACUUUGGUUUCCAAAAAUUCUUUUGAAAAUCUAUCUGCUAAUUGUAGCAAAGAUUCAUCAUCCCUGUUGUAUUAUGAGACCGAUGAGUUUCUUUUGAAACAUGACUUCAAACCCAUUACCGAAAUCCAAGAAAUCACAAAGGUAAGCCGAGUAAUUGUGCUUGGUACAGUUGAUGAAGAUAUUAUGAUGAACAUUGAGCUAAAUGAUGGAUCAAACGGCAAAAAAAUGUUUGUGUGUUCAUCCUCAAUCUGCAACAAUAAAGUUGUAGUAUCUGUUCUUCCUAGGUUUAAAAUCCCAAUUAGAGUCCAAGAUCCUACAGGAGUAAUUUCAUUGACUCUUUUUGAUGGUGAUGCUAAUAGGCUUUUAAGAAAAAAUGCACAAGAAUUGCUGGAAAUUUUUAAUGAGGAUGGUAAUACUGCUAUUUUCCCAGUUGAAAUCACUGAUUUGCUUGAGAGGAAAUUUGCGUUUCUGAUUGAAGUUUCUGAAUAUAAUUUGAAAAAUAAAGUACAAGGGUAUUCAAUACGAAAGUUGACUGCUGACCGUAAAAUACAUUCUGAACUUGAAAAGAAGUUUACAGUUGACGAGCAUGUUGAUUCCGACUCAUUCAACACUGCAACCUUUGAAGUCACAUCUCAAGAAACUACCAAUUUCAAGGAUGCAAUAUCAUUCACGGGAGAUAACAUCACUCCAGCCUCUAAUGUUGAGAAAAGCACAGCGACGAGUCCGUUGGCCAAAUACCGUUUUUCUAAAGUUGUAUCUCCCAAUGCAGAGCUAAAGCGCAAUCUUUCUUAGUAUCUUUACAAAAGUUGAAAUAGUUUUAAAAGGGAGAAUCCACUUAAAAUAUCCAAAAGUUGAUUUUACUGCAUUAAAAAUGUUUGUUUCAAUAAUUUAAUAGCAUUCUACUUUAUAGAUUGUUUAUUUUUAACAUUAUAGAGUUAUAUUUGGGUUUAGUUUUAUGAUUUUGCAGUUCUUAAAUAAUAUUUCCCCUGCUCCUGUUGUUUUUGUUUGUUAAUUUGUGUAAUAGCA